GACCGCGGCCUCUUCAAGUGGUCCGCCCUCCGGAAAGUAGCUGCCUUUUUCCAGGAAGGGCAUCGCAGUAGCAUCAUUACAACUUCGUCCGGCCAAUCUCUACCGCAAAGCAUCGGAGCCCAAACAGUCCUCUCAGUCGCAGGCGGCCUAGUCGCAAUAGGUACCACAUCAGGGCACGUCCUCGUAUUUGAGUUCUCACAAGAUCUGAAGUGCAUCCUAGGCGGAGCUGGCGCCGGGCAAGUCACAGCACUAGCCUUCUCUGCGGAUCACACAUUCCUCGCCAUUGGUUAUGAAAAGGGACAUGCCUACCUCUACGAUCUCGCCAAGCCUACUUCGCCCUCACGGACUGUCCUACCUGUGUCAAGGCAGGACGUCGCCUCAGGACGCAAGGAGGGACAUCUAGAGAGCGCGAGGAUCCUACAUGUCGCCUUCGUCGGAGGAAGACAUACGGCCGUCUUCACCGCUGAUGAUCAAGGGCUGGCCUUCUACCACUCGCUGGGCAAGAUACUAGGCGUAGCGAGCAACGAUACGUUGCGCAUCCUCGGCCGAUAUCCAGACCCAACAGCACCACCUUCGAAGCGCUCCUCCUUACCCAUCCUAUCUCUUGCGGCCCUCCCCUUGGGCCCAAUCGAUCACCUCGCCGAUGGCGUGCACUUUGUCGCCUUGGUCACGCCGCAGAAACUCGUCAUUGUAGGCUUGAAGCCGAACGCAAGGACCUGGUAUAGGAAAUCGGCACCGCUUGCCACCGUGAAGGGGAAUGAGGAGGGUCGCCGCAAUGAAGCAGGAGCGUGCGCAGCUUGGUUCCCGGCUCCUACGCUCGCCUAUUCUUUCAGCAGCCAACUAGCUAUCCUGAAGCUGGUGACCAAAAGAACAAAGAUAGAAUCAUCUUCUAAUGGCAACGUCGUAACGAACGGAGCAGCCCCGACAUAUCGUACGGACCUGGAAUUCGUUGAGCAUCCCUUGGCGCCAGACGCUCUCGGCCCAGACCCACGGCCCAUCGAAGCUUUGCAGUGGCUCAGCCACGAGCUCAUACUCCUCGUCACUUCCACGGAUCUAAGACUCGUCGACCUGCGUGUGGGUAGGGUCACCGAACGGGAGUCGCUCAACCCCACCCUAUCGGGCCUCGUCCGCCACCCAUGGCUCGCCAACUCGCCACGCCUGUCAACGUCGCUCGGUCCCUUCACAAUCUCCAGCAUGCGGGUCUUCCGCGGGAAGCCCUUUUUCCUCACCUCCUCUCAAGUGGUCGUUGGCCACCUGCUCAGCUGGGCAGACAGGCUCCUCUCCCUCGUCUCCGCCGGCGACUUCCUCAGCGCAAUUGACCUCUGUCGGGCCUACUACCAGGGUUCCGUUCCCGGCUCACUGGUCGGGCUGCCCUCCGAUCCUGCUGAGCUGCAGGCUGUAGUGGCGGGCAAGCUCAGAGAGCUGAUGAGCGCAUCAGCACGAUACGCUUUCGCGCCGGAGCGCCUGACGGAUGGGACGCACGUUACAGCUGACGGCCGUGGAGUCGAUCGAACGGAUCUCUUUCGUCAGCUUGCGCGAGCGUGCGCACAAGCCUGUCUCGCAUUGGGCGAUACGGACUUCUUGUUCGGGGAGCUAUACAAUUACUACAGCGAGAAUGGGAUCGACCCUCUCUUCGUUGGAGAGCUGGAGCCCUUUGUUCUUGAUGGCCAAUUGCGCAUUUUGCCGAUCCCGGUGAGCCAGAGGUUGAUCGAGAGCUGUAAAGUCGCAGGGGAUUAUGGGCUGGCAGAGAGGCUGCUCUGGCAUGUCGAUCCAAUGUGCUUGGAUCUGGACCAGGCCCUCAGCCUGUGUGCCGAGCAAGGGUUGACAGAUGCGAUGAUCUGGAUCUAUAAUGAGGCAAUGGACGACUGGGUUGGACCUGUGGUGGAGCUACUCGAGCCGCUCAAGAAAGUCGUCAAGCAGCGCAAGCGCGAGGCGGAGAACGACGAGGACGCCAGCUCCGUAAUAGAAGGCGAUGCUGAGGACCACAGCGCCGUCGUCACGGACGCAUACAAGGUCUUCUCCUACCUAUCCGUGGCCCUCUCCGGUCAUUCGUUUCCCUCACAGGAGCCAAUCACACCCGCAGAGCGAGGGGAUAAGGCUAAGCAGUCCGUGUACGGCUUUGUCUUUUCCGGACACUGUGUGAUCUGGCCCCCAGGCGCGGGUGGCCGCAUCGUGCUCUCGGUCGAUGAGGGCCAGGAGGAAAUGACUUACCCCUACCUGAGGCUGCUCCUGGCCUUCGAUGCGGAGGCAAUGCUUGAUGCGCUGGAUGUCGCCUUCGAGGAUGGAUGGUUGGACGAGGAAGAAGAGAUGAAUGGCCACCAGAAGCCGGAUCAGCUUGGAGCGAACGGCAACGGCUCUUCUCCACCCCGCAUCACGCGCCAACGCAUCAUCGAUGUCCUCCUCGAGGUCACUCAGGAUACCACAGCCACCCGCGCCUCACCAAGCGAAACGGAACGCCUCUUCACCUCUAUCUUCAUUGCACGUAAUGCCUCCCGGUAUCCACAAUUCGUUGGUCUCGCCUCGUCCGUCUUCGACGCCCUUCUGCGCUCUCUCUGCACCUUGGGCGACGAAGAGACGCGUGAGGACCGACAGCUAGCAGCUGAGGCGCUGCUCAGCUCUGCUUCCCCUCUUGCGGCACUCAGCGAAGACGAUCUCGUCAUGCUGGAAUCUGCAGGCUUCUGGCGCAUACUCAAGUCGGCUUAUCGCGAGGUGGGCAAUUGGGGGCAGCUAGUCGCGCUUCUACUCCAUGAGCAGCAAGAAGAAGAUGACAGCUUGCUCGACGCGUCACCCUCUUCUGGUAGCGCCAUUUUCUCGCAGCUCUCCGACGUACUCAGCCGGGCACAGCAGCAACAACGCAAGUCAGGCAAGACUGUCGCACGCAGCGAUCUCGACACGAUGAUCGUCGACGCUACGCCACGCCUUGUCGGGUUGGAUGCGAGGCUGACCGCCGAGAUGGUGGAUCGCUUCUUUCCUGAUCGACACGGCGACGUGCUGGAGGUGUUGAGCGAAGACGAUGGAAUGCAGGAGGGUCGCGAAGAUUUGGCGGCGAGGAGGCAACUGAGCUACCUGCGCUGCUUCCUUGAUCAGGAAGGCGAGGAAGCAGCUACAAGGCCGCUCAACCCUGAACACCUGGAUGUAGCGUGUCGCUCGACCUAUGUACAUCUGAAGACGCGACUCGAGCCCUCGGACUUACUUCGCGUGCUGCGUCGACACUCAGUUACGGCAGGCAACGCCUUCUUUGACUUGGAAACGGUCAUCGAAGCCGGCCAAAGUAGCAUGAAUGGUGCAGCGUACGAUGCUGUCCUCUGGAGCCUUGACCGACUCGGAAGGACGGAGAAGGCGUUCAGAGCGCUCGAUGAAUUCAUGGCGCGGGCGGCGCUGCGGAUGAAGAAGGUCAACGACGACGAUGUGGAGGACGUGAUUGACAGCUUGGCAAGGGCAACGAGGAUGUCUGUGCAGAUCUGUGAUGCCCCUUCGCACAGCCGGACCACACAACAGGCUAUGCCUGCUGAGGAGAGAUGGUACCGAUUGCUGCGCUCCAUGGUGGCUCUCAUCCACGACGUCGGCGGCGGAGGAGGCGACGCGAGUGACUCGUCGUCCGCGGCCCUGGAAGCAUCACAACGCGUCGUCGAAGAGACCCUCGCGGCGAUGGUCACCUCUCUCUCCUCUUCCUCUUCCUCCACCACCACGGAGGGGGACAUCUCCCUACCCUCCCUCUUCCGCCGUCUCGUGUCCUCAUCGGCGGAGAAGACAGACGGCAACUCUCCUCGCACCUUCGGCGAGGUCCGUAUGGUCGUCAGCGCUAUGAUGUCCGCCUGCCGGCUUCGUGGUGAGCUCCUCGGCGUGGCGCAGAGACUAUUGGGCAGGGAGGAGGCGGGUCAGUUCGUCCAGCUUGCAAGGCAGAGGAGGAGGGGCUGGAGG
Messenger RNA from Jaminaea rosea, 3921 nucleotides. RefSeq lists its product as hypothetical. Gene Ontology annotation, molecular function: protein binding. Gene Ontology annotation, biological process: protein targeting to vacuole; endosomal vesicle fusion. Lineage: Eukaryota; Fungi; Basidiomycota; Exobasidiomycetes; Microstromatales. The annotation marks the transcript as partial. The record is from RefSeq and is a predicted model, not a curated record. The transcript has 3 exons. Gene Ontology annotation, cellular component: late endosome; HOPS complex.